Molecule: messenger RNA, 3025 nt
Organism: Stegodyphus dumicola
Lineage: Eukaryota; Metazoa; Arthropoda; Arachnida; Araneae; Eresidae
Product: beta-alanine transporter-like
Biological process (GO): transmembrane transport
Cellular component (GO): membrane
Molecular function (GO): transmembrane transporter activity
Source: RefSeq, a predicted model, not a curated record
GAAUACUAUCUACGAUCAUGACGCCAGUAACCUUCGAAUAUGCGGAGUUGAGUGGCGCGCUGUUCAACUUGGCUAUAAAAGCGGCACUCUCUGAAUCCGCGGUGCUAAGAAUGAAAUGAAAUUCCUCCCUAAAAGAUCCUCUUAAACUCGCACAAGACUAAAAUCUUUACAACUAUUUCCGGUUACUGCCAUCAGUUUCAGCAUACGUUUUCCUUCUGUGAAGAACUAACGGCUAUUGAGAUAGUUUAGAGCUACAGAAGUUUACAUCUCUUCGAAUCUGUUGUAAAAGCAAGUGUUCUAAAGAUGGAUUUCGAAUCAAUUCUCCAAGAAGUCGGAGACUUUGGAAAGUACCAGAAAUCUCUUCUCUUUAAAUUUAUGGUACCGACUACUUUGGCAUCAGCGUUUUAUGUUCUCAAUGUGAUUUUCAUGGUAGCUAGCCCUGACCACUGGUGUUAUGUCCCAGAACUCUCAUCUUUGAACUUCACAGAAGACGAAGUUAGAAAAAUGUCUAUUCCGAAACUGCCGGACGGAACCUUCUCAAAAUGUACUAUGUAUGCUUAUAACUACACAGCUUUGGCUGCAGAAUACAAAGUAACAGGCAAGUUCCCAGAGUUCAGGCCAGCUGGAAAGAUCAUACCGAGAAGACCUGUACAGAAAUGUAAUCAUGGUUGGGUAUAUCAAAAAGACUGGUACGAAGAAACGAUAGUAUCACAAUGGGACUUGGUGUGUGACAAGAAUUAUCUUCCGAGUCUUGUUCUAACCUUAGCAAACGCGGGAAGCGUUCUUGGAACCUUCUUAUUUUCUGCCGUGGCUGACAAGCAAGGUCGGAAGACUGCCUUCCUGGCCAACAUCGUGGUUGCUGUCGUGUCCGGGGUGCUAUCUAUUUUUUCGCCUACCUUCGCUGUUUUUGCCAUUCUUCGAACUGUGACAGGGUCGACUGUUCCUGCCAACUUCCAACUUCCAUAUAUAAUUACUGUUGAACAAGUAGGUUCUCGUCAACGCUCUUUCCUUGUAUGCAUAUCCUGGCUACUGUGGACAUUAGGAGCCUGCUGCCUUGCCAUGGUGGCUUACAUAUCAAGACACUGGACCACUUUGGGGUUGCUCACUACAUUGCCUUUUGGUGCUUUCGUGGCAUAUAAAAGUUAUUUGAAACAGUCACCAAGAUAUCUCAUGACUCAAGCUCGUUGCGAAGAAGCAGCUGAUGUGAUUGAGAAAAUUGCAAAGAUAAAUGGGUGCAAAGUUCCGUCUGAGUUGUUACCCAAAUUAAAAAAAAUCAGUGAAAAUGUAAAGAGUGACGGUGUCAAUGCAACAAAUGAAUCCAUGUUAGAUUUAUUCAAAUACCCUCAACUUAGGAAAAAAUUGUUUGUUGUAACUCUGAAUUGGACUGCCAUCGCCGUUGCUUACUUUGGAUUGACCCUCAACGCGACAAAUCUGGGAAAAAAUGAUUUUCUGAACUUUUUCUUGCUGUCUGCUGUUGAACUGCCAGCUUUCCCGUUGGCUCUACUAAUGAUGGAAAAAGUCGGUAGACGUUGGUCGAAUACCGUUUUCGUGCUUUUUACCGGAGUUGCUUGUUUAGUUCCAUCGUUUUUGACUAAAGAUAUGGGAACAUCCGCCAUUGCUGCAUCUAUGAUGGGUAAAUUCGGAUCGGCAGCAGCAUUUAUGGUGACCUAUCAGCAAGCUGCUGAACUGUACCCCACCUCAGUCAGAGCUUUUGGUAUGGGCAUUGGAUCCGUUGUGUCUUCGCUGGCCGUGAUAUGCAUGCCCUACGUUUGCUAUCUGAGUGUUUAUAACAAAGCUAUUCCAUUCUUGAUGAUUGGAGCGCUGUGCGUUUCAGCUGGCUUAACUGCUCCUCUCGUACCAGAAACACUUAACCGAAGAUUGCCCCAAACUGUACAAGACUCUGAGGAAUUUGGGACAGGCAACGGAUGCUUGCCAUGCUGCAGUAGUAGCGAGCAGAUAAAAGACGAGGAAGAAGUUGUUGAUCCGACGAAUAUAUAAGCGAUUAGAAAAGAAACUUUUUAUUAAAGAUGCAGUUUGGGAAAGAUACCAUAGUUUCAUGCAAUACUUUACUGGUAACCUGAAGACGUCAUGUAAACUAUGAGUAUGAAUAUUAAUGACAAUUAUUCUCAGCAACAAGAAAACUUCUGAGUUUUGCAAUGACGUUGAUUCUCCGAGAGGAUACAUAUGAAGUUUUAAUACAUUUCAUGGGAGGGAUGUUUUAUUGAAGAAAGAAUAUUAUCAUUAUCAUUCUGCAGUGUAUUAAUUUCAUAGGAUAUUUUCAUACGCUUGAAUGGAUAUCAAAUGUUAUAAUAUUUAGCUUCUCUCAAUGCUGUAAUAAGUUUGACUUUCUGGUAGAAUGCAUCUAAUUGUGCAAGAUAUAAAUAUUGCCACACACCCGUUUCCAGGCCUUUCACUAUUUUUCAGAUUAAAUCAUAUUUAUAUAAAAAGAUAAUUUAUAUCUUUUUCUACAAAUCUGAUCUCGUAAUUUGAAAUGCAAUUUUCGCAACCUUUGCCAGGUCUGAUUUUUUUCACUUCUCCUCUCCUGACUGGCCAGACUCACUGCCAUUUGCGACCUAUCUCGAAGAUGGAAAUUCAGCUAAUUGCAACUCUUUGAGUAAUAAAAAGGAAGUAAAAGAACAGCUUUAAUUAAAAUUAAUAUGUACUUUUACAAGUGAACGGGAAUCAAUAAGUUUCACUAGGCCUUUUGUAAAAUAUCACUCAUGAUUUUUAACGUCCUUUACAUACAAACAUGAAAUUCGGUUUAUGAUGUACCAUUUUACUUGAAAAUGCAAAUUAUUUAUGAAAAAUCUUCGUAACGUCCUUAAGUUAUCAACAUGCCUGAAUACAACUAUUUAUGUUAUCAAACGUCCUCUACAGCAUCUCAUCAAGAGUCCGGAUUGCUGCUAAUGUUGCUUCUUAAGUCUUUUGAUAAGCACAAUAAAAAGACUAAAUGCUUCAGACUGAAUGACCGAAUCAUUGGGAGCGUGAAGUCGUUUGAAAAUUGUGCCAAUUAAAUACUCAUUUU